UUGGUAGAGGAAAUCAACAAAUGGAUUACUCUUACCUAUAACGGUAAGAGUUACCUCAAAAUUUUUAGCAUAACAAAACAGCCACAGCGACCGACCAAAGGUCAUGCUGUCAAGAUUAUUGGUUGGGGUACAGAUCAGGAAACAAAAAAGGAUUACUGGUUGAUUGCGAACUCAUGGGGUGUCCGCUGGGGAGAAGAAGAUUACUUCAAAAUGCUACGUGGAAGCAACGAAUGUGGCAUUGAGGCAAACGUAACCGCUGGUCGUUGGGAUUAA
This is a messenger RNA of Strongylus vulgaris, 273 nucleotides long. The record is from the annotation of a GenBank genome assembly. Lineage: Eukaryota; Metazoa; Nematoda; Chromadorea; Rhabditida; Strongylidae.